Molecule: messenger RNA, 1692 nt
Organism: Penicillium verrucosum
Lineage: Eukaryota; Fungi; Ascomycota; Eurotiomycetes; Eurotiales; Aspergillaceae
Product: major facilitator superfamily domain-containing protein
Exons: 5
Biological process (GO): transmembrane transport
Molecular function (GO): transmembrane transporter activity
Source: RefSeq, a predicted model, not a curated record
AUGGUCCAAACCACUGACAACGACUCUGCAUUUCCACCUGGGACAGUCACGCUCGAAGAUCUUCAGGUUCGCGAUGAGACUGUGCGGACAAUUCUGUUGCCACGUCCCAGUCGAGAUCCUAACGACCCAUUGGUGCGUCACCUAGCAAAAAAGCAGAAUUGGGCUCUUACCCGCAAAUAUCUCAACUUCGGUCUUGUUUGUUGCUACACCCUUUUGGUGUUUUCAUUCAUUACUGUCGCUAUACCUACCUGGGAACCGAUGCAUGAGGAGCUGGGCUUUAACUACCAGGAGCUCAACAAUAGUUAUGCCCUCGGCAGUGCAGGUGUGGCUACUGGUGCUGUUUUAUUGACACCAUUUGCCCUCAAAUUUGGGAGACGCCAGAUAUACAUUAUCAGUUUACUCCUGCAGAUCGGAGUCUGUAUCUGGGAAGCUCAACUUCAGAAAGUGCCGGAGUUAUACCUUGUCACCUUUUUGAGUUGCUUCCUAGGGAGUCUUGCGGAGAUCAUGAUUCAAAUGACCGUUGCCGAUGUCUUUUUCAUCCACCAACGAGGGGCCAUGAACAGUAUCUUUAUUUUUUGUCAGCAAAUUGGUACCGCAGUGUCCCCUGUUGUUGCCGGUUAUAUCACCACUUCUCUUGGUUGGCGAGCAGUAUGGUGGGCUAUGGCCAUUUCCUUAGCAACUGCUCUUCUUGCCUUUGUGUUUCUAUACGAAGAAUCCAAGUACUUCGGAGUUCCAACCGAGGGUAUGGAGUUAGAGAUAAAUAUGGAAACUUCGACAACUGGACAUCCUGACGAAAACCAUGAGACUAAACAGAAGCCAGAGACCAAAAGCGACAAGCAAACUGCAGAAACGGCACCUCUUGAUAAGCUGCCGCCUCUAUACGACGCUGAUAUCGAUGAAUCAAUCCCUUCUAUGACCUACAAACAGCGUCUAUUGCAAUUUACUGUUGGCCACGGAUCUAUCUCGCAACUCCUCCUACAUAUCUACCAACCUUUUCAUAUCAUGCUUUAUAUUCCAGGCAUACUAUACAUGGCGAUUGUCUACGGUGUAUCAUGGGCCAUCAUGACGAUCAUCGGGACAAACAUGGCCACUUUCAUGCCAGCCCCACCAUAUAAUUUCAGUGCAUCCGCCGUCGGCCUUAUGAUACUACCCGUCUUCGUUGGAACAGCAAUUGGGAUGGCAAUUGUCGGACCUACUUCUGAUAGGCUGAUUCUCUACCUUGCAAAGCGAAAUAAUGGAAUCUACGAACCUGAAAUGCGCCUCUGGUUAUUAGCUGCUUUCAUUCCGUUGGUUCCCACCGGACUCAUGGUGGCAGGCUCUGGCUUCCAGUAUACACUUCCAUGGCCUGUCAUAGCUGUGGGGUUCGGUGCCGCUUCUUUGGGGAUCACACCAGCCAUUAGUAUAUCACUGACCUAUGUCACCGAUGCUUAUACUGAGGCAAGUGAAUUUUACGUUUCUUUGGAUUUAACUAACUUUAGACAGAUCCUGGGUGAUGCCAUGGUGGGUAUUACAUUCAUGCGCAAUAUCCCCUCAUUGGUGAUACCUUUCUUCCUACUGCCGUGGAUACGCCGCAUAGGGAUUUUGAAUGUUUAUAUCGUGGUAUCUGUCAUUUCGACCGUGAUAUUCAUGGUUACAUUCAUUUUUAUUAUCUACGGGAAAAGGAUCCGUACGGCCACUGCUACUCGGUAUCGG